Messenger RNA from Oncorhynchus nerka (sockeye salmon), 2355 nucleotides. RefSeq names its product LIM zinc-binding domain-containing Nebulette-like. The transcript is spliced from 7 exons. The record is from RefSeq and is a predicted model, not a curated record. The coding region runs from base 175 to 1038 and encodes 287 amino acids. Gene Ontology annotation, molecular function: actin filament binding. NCBI's taxonomy places the organism in Eukaryota, Metazoa, Chordata, Actinopteri, Salmoniformes, Salmonidae. Gene Ontology annotation, cellular component: focal adhesion.
GGCAUCCGCUCAGGACAGGAUAGUGACUGCGAACUCUGAGAGACGCGCUACUUUGUUUAUUUCUACCGACUUGACCUCGGGAUGUGAAGUAAAGCUGUUACCAGAUUUCAAAUAACUAUUUUCACACUAAUACAUUUGAUUUAUUGUCGCGGGGAAUAAGACGCAUAUUUGAAAAUGAACCCUCCGUGUGCGCGCUGUGGGAAAAUUGUCUAUCCGACGGAGAAAGUCAACUGCCUUGAUAAGAAUUGGCAUAAAGGAUGCUUCCACUGCGAGGUGUGUAAGAUGACUCUGAACAUGAAGAACUACAAAGGCUACGAUAAGAAGCCCUACUGCAAUGCGCAUUACCCGAAGCAGUCCUUCACCAUUGUGACUGACACCCCAGAGAACCUGAGGCUGAGACAUCAGAGUGAGUUACAGAGCCAGGUGAAAUACAAAAAGGACUUUGAGGAUAGCAAAGGCAGAGGCUUCAGCAUUGUAUCGGACACGCCAGAGCUGCAGAGACUGAGAAAGACACAGGAGCAGAUCAGUAAUGCAAAGUACCAUGAGGACUUUGAGCGCACGAAGGGCCGAGGAUGCACCCCAGUGAUGGAGGACCAAAACAUGGAGAGAAUGCACCACCGGAACAACCUGAUGAUGAGCGAGGCAGCCUACAAGGGAGUACACCAUCAGGUGGUAGAGAUGGACAGGAGACCUGGAGGCAUCAUCGUAGCUCCUGUGCUACCUGGGGCGUACCAUCAGAGUGCCCAGCCGCAACAGCCGGGGUACGGCUACAUGCACCAGACCAGCAUGUCCUCUGUGAGGUCUCAGCAGUCCCCCCCAUCUGUCACCAUGGUUCCAACGCAAACAGUCUAUUCUUCUACAAGAGUUUACCGGGCGCUCUACGACUACGCAGCGCAGGACCACGACGAGGUGUCCUUCCGCGACGGUGAUGUAAUCGUCAACGCUCAGCCCAUCGAUGAGGGCUGGAUGUACGGCACCGUUCAGAGGACCGGCAAAUCAGGCAUGCUCCCUGCCAACUACGUGGAGUGCUUCAACUAAGGGCCGCAUCUCAAUAUUCUUUAAGCGAUUUCCUUUCCUCUCUCCUUAUCUCCUCUCCUCCAUCAGCACUGAUGUGAAAACAAAAAGAUUGGAUAGGCGGAAGGGAUAAGGCGGACUGGAUGCCUACUGGGAAAUUGACUUCCACCAGUUCUUUUAAUUUCAGUACAGUUGAAGGAGAGGAUAUGAGGAAAGGAGGCCAUUCUAGAUUAUUGAAAUGCACCCAAGGGGCUAGCCUUACCAUGGUUUGGUGGAGUCCUCUCCCCAAGUGUCUGUUUGAAGUCUAGUCCUGGAGGGCUACUGUACAUGAGCAGAGAUAAAGGAACUAGGUGGUGUUGUUCAGUUUACUCUGUCUAGACUACAGACCCAAACUAUCAUAGCUACUGUACAUUACCCGCUGAAAAUGGUCAUGGAAAAGUGUAUCAUGUAAUAAUACGUUUUGCUUUUGAUUUAAUUUAAAGCAUUGGUGGCUUGUCCCACGUGAACAGUUAAUGAAAAAAUAUAUAUAAUUCAAUCAGAGAAUUGUAACCCUCAAAUAGACAACAUUUAGCCGACAAAAAAUGACCUAUUCAAUGGAAUACAUUUACCACUUUCUGGGAGAAGUCGAAAACAUCAUGAUUCCCACACUUGAAACCACAUUUGAAUUCGUUAAGCAGUUUCUAAUUUUUUCACACAAACGUUGUGUUGACUUCAUGAUUCCAAACGUGCAUUCUUGCAGCACAAGACCAAUAAUGUUUUCGACUUAUCCUGGAAAAGCGGUUAGUGGGUUUGCUUGAAUAGCGCCCAACCAGUCCUCCAGCACUGGAAUAGGGAGGGACCCGCUUUCUUCUUAUACUCCUUUGUAUUUCAAUUAUUAUAUUUUGCAUUUGGACAUCAAUACUAACUUUGUUUCAUGUACAAAUUAGGGGAGAGGGAGUGAAGGAGAAAUGACAUUUUCAGGACAAUCCUGAGUGAUUGCCAGACAGCUUCAUUCUGUUUCGGUCUGAUGACAUAAAGGUUUAAACCAGCUCCACAAGUAAAUAUAGUUGAUACAAACUCUAAUUGAGUCACACCAUCUCACCUCUUGCUUUGAGUUCAGUGGAGUGUUUACAUCUCAAAUACCAGUUUAGCCUCACACAGGCUUUAAUUAGAUGAUGUCCUCUUCGCGCUAACUAGCAACAUGGUUGUCAUAUGUUGCCAUCUAAACAGUGUCAAGUAAGAAUGGUACAGUGCCUUGCGAAAGUAUUCGGCCCCCUUGAACUUUGCGACCUUUUGCCACAUUUCAGGCUUCAAACAUAAAGAUAUAAAACUGUAUUUUUUUGUGAAGAAUCAACAACAAGU